AUGGCAUGCAGGGAUAAUCAUGGGAGAUGCCACGACACUAACGGUCACGGUCACGAAUACAGUGCCACAGUUGGCCUCCUUCACAGUCUUGACGAAAAAGCACCCUUUACAGUGCCUUCAUCCUCCACUUUUGGUGCCUCAUGCAAGUCAUCCUCCAACACUCCACUAGUCUGGUGCUUCCAAUCCCAGCUUCUCCGACCACAAAGCGCUCAACCGACCAAGUCUGAGCGAAUUUGUGACAAACCACGCAAAGCCUACAAGAACUCGCCACCUCAGCCUGACGAGGCAGAUGGCACUGCCGACAGUCCGCAAUCCGACAAAACCACCAUUUGUAACUCCUCCACACUAUGCUCUCUCAUUUCCGAUCUGGAGGAAGAUUCCAUCGUUACUGAAGUGAGCUCCGUCUCCAUGCGACCAAGUGAUUGGAGCUCCUCCUCACAACCCACCACCAAAUUGGGCCAGUCUCAUCAGCCACCAGAGAACUUCAAAGCCACCAUCCUCCAGUCGACGCUGAAUCUUAUGAAGUAUCGUCUCAACUACCCCCUUCUCCUGGCCAAGUCUCGCCACCUCACUGGUAACCAAGCACUGUCCAACUGUGAACAAAGUCUUGGCUCGUUUGCAGAAGACGUUCUGCGCAAACGUGCUGACAGGCAACCCCCGAACGCAGUUGCCAAACCAAGCGCUCUGGACGCUGCCUUAUGGUACAUCAAACACCAGUGGAAAUGUCGCUACUACACCCUGCUGGACGCUGUUGACCUGCUCUACAAGGACUACCAACUGCUGCACCACGUUAGUGCAGACCAGAACCAACGCAGUCACCAUGUCACAUUCCCCCAACGCCUUCUCUCCAGCUACUCGGUGGAUAACAUUGCUGUGGGAAACGAUAGAAGCACUCAAAUUGGUGUGCUGGCUGGCGCCGACCCUGUGACCCACCUGGCCAAUCGCAUUGCAGAGCACACAGUCUGCCCUCAGGCCCAUGUCUGGCCGCAUCGUUUCAAUGCCUCCGUGUGUUUCAUUCUUGACGUCAUCGCACAGUGUCGGUUGUUGCGUGUGCAAUCGGACAAAAUGACUGCAUUUCGUGAUCGGGCAUUUCGACUGACAACAGAGGCGAGGGAGCAACGAGAUCGCCUGAGAAAGUACAUGGCGGAACAACGCACAGCCAUUGCAGAAGUCGCCAAAGCACUCACAGAAGUGCGUGAGCGAAUCACACGCAUGCAGCGGGGGCCACCAGUCGAAAUCAGACGCAAGCAGAGUCUCUCACAGGAGGAACUAAAUGUAAUGGAAAUUCAAGAACAAAUAGCCCAUCAACGGUCUCAGCUCUCAGUGCUGGAAACGAUCCUACGAGAGGAGGAGGCCAAACGACGGUAUAUGCACAACCGCCUGCAGGAAAUCACUGGCAACAUUCGCGUCCUCUGCCGAGUGCGUCCGCACAGUCCAUCACGGAAGCAUCCCAUUGAUUACCUCAAAGUCACCUCCAACGACAAGCUGCUCCUCUGCCCGAACGACAUUCCUGAAGUGCUACUGGGCCGAGCCUCCACCAUUCUGAAGUCUCUCAAAUCUACCACCAAUCCCGACGGCUUCAAGUGCUUCAUCUUCGACAGGGUCUUUGGUCCAGACGCACAGCAACAGGCUGUGUACAAGGAGGUCGACGAUUCUAUCAUCUCCUGUGUGGACGGCUUCAACGUCUGCAUAAUGGCCUAUGGUCAAACUGGAAGUGGGAAGACGCACACCAUGGUGGGUAGUGCACAGGACCCUGGGGUGAAUCGACGAGCAAUUCAGCGACUUCUGCAGCUGUGCAAGUCUCGCAAACACUGGACCUACCAGCUCUCGAUGAGCAUGCUUGAGGUCUACCAGGAGGAGGUCUUCGAUCUCCUAGUUGGUGGUGCAGUGGACAAGACGAGUGGUGGCGACUGUGUAAUCAGCGAUUGCAAGAGUGCGCGCAGUGUCGACCUCUCCACUAACAGUCGUCAGCUCAGUCCAACCGGCUUCAUGACCACCACAUCAGGCAACAGCUUCGCACAACCGCGGCCAUCACAACAACGACGUCUGUCCAUGGUACGACUCCUGUCCACUCGUGAGGAUGAACUGGUGCUGCAAAACCUUACUGAGAAGAUCAUUGGAAGUGAGGAGGACAUGCUGCAACUGCUCGCAUUGGGCGAAAGGCGACGAAGCACCGGAGCCACCCGUCUCAACACUAACAGCUCCAGAUCUCACGUGCUGCUUCUGCUGCGAGUCACCGGCGAGCACACAGUCAACAAGACGCAGAGUCGUGGAACCCUCAUUCUCGCCGACCUGGCUGGCAGUGAGAACGUCAGCAAGUCGGGCUCGGUGGGACGACGCUUCCAGGAGGCCACGUGCAUCAACAAGUCGCUCUCCUGUCUGGCUCGUGUAUUCGACUCCCUGCGCAAGCGUCUCAAACCGGCCUACAGGGAGACGAAGUUAACCUACCUGCUGAAACCCACCCUGGGAGGGGAUGCAAAGUGUCUGGUGCUGGUGAAUGUUCGCAGUGAACCGGAGAAUCUGGACGAGACUCUACGUGCCAUCCAAUUUGGUCAUGGUGCUCUCCAGGUGGCGCCAUGGAAAUCCAGUAAUUUGGGAGCUCCACAAAACGUUGGUGUUCGAUGCUCACGGAAACCGCGUUGCCCUUCCCAUGUUGGCGGUGGCAGUAAAGCCUGUGUCCGACGUCAUACCAAAACAUCGGUGCUAUGA
This is a messenger RNA of Echinococcus granulosus, 2709 nucleotides long. RefSeq names its product Kinesin-2. NCBI's taxonomy places the organism in Eukaryota, Metazoa, Platyhelminthes, Cestoda, Cyclophyllidea, Taeniidae. The transcript has a single exon. The record is from RefSeq and is a predicted model, not a curated record. The coding region runs from base 1 to 2709 and encodes 902 amino acids. Gene Ontology annotation, molecular function: microtubule motor activity; ATP binding; microtubule binding. Gene Ontology annotation, biological process: microtubule-based movement.